Messenger RNA from Lolium perenne, 1489 nucleotides. The record is from RefSeq and is a predicted model, not a curated record. NCBI's taxonomy places the organism in Eukaryota, Viridiplantae, Streptophyta, Magnoliopsida, Poales, Poaceae.
CAAUGGUGAGAUGAAGGUAAACCACAUGGUGCGUGUUGAGUUUGAGAUUGGACCGUAUAAGGAUUGCAUUGAUUUUGAUGUGGUUCCUAUGACGGUUUGUCACCUCUUAUUGGGUCGGCCUUGGCUCUAUGACCGUUCUGUGCAACACAAUGGCCGAGCCAAUACAUAUCACUUGGAGUACAAGGGCAAGAAAAUUAACUUACAGCCUAUGUCACCACAACAAAUUGUCAAUGAGUCUCGUCAGAAGAUUGAAGUGAAUUUGGAGGAUGCACCUCUAGAUAGGCGAGAGAAUUGUAAUGUCGUGAGUGAUAUAACGAAAAGUGAGAGAGUGAAUUCCUUAGUUUCAUUAGCCACCAAAGAAGACAUGAGAGAAUUUAGUGAGGAUCCUACGGCCAUGCCUCUUGUGCUUUUGUACAGGGGUACGGUCUUGGUUACUAACGACAUGACCCCUCUUCCUCUUGGUGUUUCUAAUGUUUUGCAGGAAUUUGGCGACGUGUUUCCGGAGGAGGUACCCGCAGGACUACCACCAUUGCGAGGUAUUGAGCAUCAAAUUGACUUGAUUCCCGGAGCUUCGCUGCCCAAUAGGGCACCAUAUCGCACUAAUCCCGAAGAGACGAAGGAGAUACAGAAGCAAGUACAAGCGCUACUCGACAAAGGUUAUAUCCGCAUAAGCCUUAGUCCUUGUGCUGUUCCUGUUAUUCUAGUUCCUAAGAAAGAUGGUACUUGGCGUAUGUGCGUAGAUUGUAGAGCUAUAAACAACAUUACUAUUCGAUAUCGUCAUCCUAUUCCCCGUUUAGAGGAUAUGUUAGAUGAAUUGAGUGGUGCUGCUGUGUUCUCUAAAAUUGAUUUGCAUAGUGGUUAUCAUCAAAUUAGGAUGAAAGAAGGGGAUGAGUGGAAAACAGCCUUUAAAACAAAAUUUGGUUUAUAUGAGUGGUUAGUAAUGCCUUUUGGGUUAACUAAUGCACCUAGCACUUUCAUGAGACUGAUGAACCAUGUUUUGCGUGAAUUUAUUGGCAAAUUUGUCAUAUUUCUGGGUUAUGUUGUCUCUAAGCAUGGAGUAGAAGUAGAUGUGUCUAAAAUUGAAGCUAUUCAAAAUUGGCCUACUCCCAUGAAUGUGACCCAAUCUACUUUGCAUAAGCGUCUAGCUAAGUGGGUUGAGUUCAUUGAGUCUUUUCCAUAUAUUAUUAAGCAUAAGAAGGGAAAAGAUAAUAUUGUUGCUGAUGCUCUAUCUAGGAAGAAUAUGCUAUUAACUCAACUUGAUGUUAAAAUUCCUGGUUUAGAGAUACUAUGUGAUUUAUAUGCUACUGAUCAUGAUUUUGCUGAACCAUAUCGCUUAUGUGCUCUUGGUAAAGCAUGGGAAAAAUAUCACAUACAUGAUGGGUUCUUGUUUAGAGCUAACAAACUAUGUGUUCCAGAAUCGUCUGUGCGUUUGCUCUUAUUGCAGGAAUCACAUGCUGGAGGUUUGAUGGGUCACUUUGGGCGUGAGAAG